Messenger RNA from Haliaeetus leucocephalus (bald eagle), 1647 nucleotides. RefSeq names its product chromosome unknown open reading frame, human C2orf49 (gene TSLIG2). The record is from RefSeq and is a predicted model, not a curated record. Gene Ontology annotation, biological process: embryonic morphogenesis. NCBI's taxonomy places the organism in Eukaryota, Metazoa, Chordata, Aves, Accipitriformes, Accipitridae. Gene Ontology annotation, cellular component: tRNA-splicing ligase complex. The transcript has 4 exons. The coding region runs from base 5 to 730 and encodes 241 amino acids.
GAAGAUGGCGGCGCAGGGAAGGGAGCGGGUGGGCGGCGGUAAGGAGGAGCGGGGAUCGGGGCGUCCGGACUCGGAGCUGCUGCUGCACCCGGAGCUGCUCUCGGAGGAGUUCCUGCUCCUCACGCUGGAGCAGAAAAAUAUACUAGUCGAAAAUGAUGUAAAGAUGGACAAAGAUGGUCUCACUAAUCUCUAUAUUCAACAUGCCAUUCCCCUGCCUCAGCGUGACUUACCAAAAAGUAGAUGGGGGAAAAUGAUGGAAAAGAAAAGACAGCAAAAUGAGUUGAAAAGUGAGAAUAAAAGUGUUACAACAGUGGAAGGUUUAAGGAAACGGCCACUAAUUGUGUUUGAUGGCAAUUCAACGAGUACAAGCAUAAAGGUGAAGAAGACAGAGAAUGGAGCUGCUGAUCGCCUAAAACCUCCUCCAGCUGGAAGCACCACCAACACUGUUAGAAGAUUAUCAGUUCCUUCAAAUGCCUCAACAUACGUUUCAGCCUCCAGUUUAUCAGAGGACACUAAACUGGGAAUGAGGAAUAAUGAGGCUAAGCAGAACAAUGUUUCAAAGACUAACAGCAGUGUGUUGGCUAGUCUGAAGGCGUACCCUUUGUCUCCAGUAGCAGGAACUACUGUUGUGAAGUUAAAGAGAGCUGUUCCAAAAGAAGAAUCUGAUUUGCCGAAUGACCUAAAACCUACGGAAGCAAAGAAGAAAAUCCAGCAUGUUACAUGGCCGUGAAGUAGCUAAUGGUGCUUGAAACAUAAAUGUUACUUCCAUAUUUUCAAACAGAUAAGUCAUAUUUAAACAAUUUAAGUACAAUUAUUUUUAAACCUUACAGGGAUUCAGAUUGCUGUGAAGUUUUAACAAGUUUAAAAGUUCCCUGUUGUAAAGCUGGAGUCAUUAUCACCAGUCACCUUAAAAGUGUCUACUCUUGUACACCAGGUAGUUCAUUACUUCUUUAAAAGCUGGUAAUAUUACAAUAUACUAAACCCCCCACUUUUAGUUUUUGAGAUUAUUAUAGUUCAUCUCCUGCAUGUCACUAUGAUUCACACAUAUAAAUAUAUAUUUUUUUUGUUGUUUCGGUAAGAUUCAGUUUUGUUCCACUUCUGGUUAAAUAGUUAAAAUAGCUAUUGAGAUUCAGAGUGAUCCCAAGAGCCUUCUUGGCUUUAAGAAGAUAAAUCAUUUAGAUGAGAAAACUGGCGGUUCUGCUGAUAAGAUAGUCCGAGACAAAAUUCUUUCCUUUUCGCUGCACAGGAGUGUAGAACUUACAGUGCAAGUUAGGUUGAUAAUAAGAGAUGAACUGUUUUAACAGCAUUACUUCAAAUUGAAGUUUCUCUUAUUGACAUAUGAAAUAACAAAUGCACAGAUGGAAGUAUGUUAUUAGACUGUUUGAUACAAAUUUUUGAGAGGAAGUAGUGAAUGGAUUAGUGCCAUGUUCUCUUAAAUACACAGGCAUAUUUUAUACAUGCAUAAGUGUAAAAAUGUGCCAAUGUAGCAAAUUUGGUUGUUUUCCUGGUUACAGUCAUGCUUAUAAAAUACAGGGAGAACCUGUGGAAUGCAGGCCAGUGCUUUCUCGACUUGGAGAAGGACAGGGAUAGGAAGACAAAGCAGUACCUUGAUCAUUAGCAUGUAUAGUUGCACUCUUAAAAACAAAA